CUCCCCAGAGGACUGUUUGAGGGUCUCGGCUCUCUAGAACUGCUUCUCCUGAAUGCCAAUAAGAUCCAUUGUAUUCGAGCCACAGCCUUCCAGGACCUAGAGAAUCUAGCUCUGCUGUCUCUCUACGACAACAAGAUCCAGACCCUGGCUAAAGGAACCUUCUCACCCCUUCACAGUAUACAGACACUUCACCUGGCCCAGAACCCAUUUGUGUGUGACUGUAACCUGAAAUGGCUGGCAGACUACCUGAGGUCCAACCCCAUAGAGACCAGCGGUGCCCGCUGUGCCAGCCCACGCAGACUGGCCAACAAACGCAUCGGGCAGAUCAAGAGCAAGAAGUUCCGCUGCUCUGCUAAGGAGCAGUACCACAUCCCAGGUACAGAAGACACCCGUCUGAAUAAUGAGUGUAACAGUAAGCCAGUGUGUCCUGCUAAGUGUCGCUGUGAAGCCAACGUAGUGGACUGUUCUAACCUCCGUCUCACCAAGUUCCCCCAACACCUACCUGCCUCUACCACCGAGCUGCGUCUCAACAACAAUGACAUCUCAGUGCUGGAAGCCACCGGCGUCUUCAAGACCCUCUCUCAGCUCAAGAAAAUUAACCUUAGCAACAACAAGAUCUCAGAGAUCGAGGACGGAGUGUUUGAUGGGGCGGGGUCUGUCAUGGAGCUCCACCUGACAGCCAAUCUCUUGGACUCUGUCAGAGGGACCAUGUUCAGGGGCAUGGGCGGCGUCCGCAUGCUGAUGUUGAGGAACAACCGUAUCAGCUGUAUCCAUAACGGCAGCUUCACUGGUCUGACCAACGUCCGCCUGUUGUCUCUCUAUGACAACCAGCUCCACACCAUAAUGCCUGGGGCCUUCGACACACUGCCCAACCUCUCUACACUGAACCUGUUGGCCAACCCGUUUAACUGUGACUGUCGUCUGGCGUGGUUGGGGGCGUGGCUUCGUUCUAGACGAAUCGUAACGGGGAACCCUCGCUGCCAGAGCCCCUCCUUCCUCAGAGAGAUCCCACUACAGGACGUAGCAGCACCAGACUUCCGCUGCGACGACGGUGCAGUAUUGGAGGAGAGUAGCUGUGUAGCUCGUCCUCAGUGUCCCAGUGAGUGUACCUGUACAGAGACGGUGGUCCGCUGUAGUAACAAGCACCUCCAGGCCCUGCCCAAGGGGUUGCCCCGCAACGUCACUGAACUGUAUCUGGAUGGGAACCAGUUCAGCAUCGUGCCCAGGGAACUGUCCACCUUCAAACACCUGCAGCUGGU
Messenger RNA from Oncorhynchus gorbuscha (pink salmon), 1259 nucleotides. Its product is annotated as slit homolog 1 protein-like. The annotation marks the transcript as partial. Gene Ontology annotation, molecular function: heparin binding; Roundabout binding. The record is from RefSeq and is a predicted model, not a curated record. Lineage: Eukaryota; Metazoa; Chordata; Actinopteri; Salmoniformes; Salmonidae. Gene Ontology annotation, biological process: axon guidance; negative chemotaxis. The transcript has 11 exons.